Drosophila miranda is the source of this 7615-nucleotide messenger RNA. RefSeq names its product centromere-associated protein E (gene cmet). Gene Ontology annotation, biological process: mitotic cell cycle; microtubule-based movement. Gene Ontology annotation, cellular component: microtubule. Gene Ontology annotation, molecular function: microtubule binding; ATP binding; plus-end-directed microtubule motor activity. The transcript is spliced from 14 exons. NCBI's taxonomy places the organism in Eukaryota, Metazoa, Arthropoda, Insecta, Diptera, Drosophilidae. The coding region runs from base 167 to 7348 and encodes 2393 amino acids. The record is from RefSeq and is a predicted model, not a curated record.
GGUAAUUCGGCGGUCUGCAUUUGUUCGAAUUUAACUGUACGUACGCCAUGCAAAAUUUUGCUAAACAAUUUUGAUCUAGAAGUUUCAUUGAAAAGUGUCUUUUUAUGUGAAUAGUCAACUGAUUUGUGAAUGUUUAAUGUGUUAAAACUUAGAAGAAAGUCAGAGAAUGUCUGCAAAGAGUUCAAUUCAGGUGUGCAUCAAGGUGCGCCCCUGCGAGGCCGGCAAUACAUCGGUGUGGGAAGUGAAGGAGUCCCGCUCCAUACGCCUUAUCGACAACCAAGCCGAUCCGUGUGUCUUCGACUAUGUGUUUGAUCAGAAUGGAAAUAACCAGGAUGUGUUUGACCGCAUGGCCAAGCACAUUGUCCAUGCCUGCAUGCAGGGCUUCAAUGGUACUAUUUUUGCCUACGGCCAGACGUCAUCAGGCAAAACGUACACAAUGAUGGGCGACAGGGAGAACCCGGGGGUAAUGGCUCUUGCUGCUAAGGAGAUCUUCAAGCAGAUAGCCAACGACAACGAUCGCGAGUAUUUGCUUAGAGUGGGCUACAUUGAGAUCUACAACGAGAAAGUCUACGAUCUGCUGAACAAGAAGAACCAGGACCUCAAGAUACACGAGGCCGGCAAUGGCAUUGUGAAUGUGAAUUGCGAGGAGUGCAUCAUAACCAGCGAGUCGGAUCUGCUGCGGUUCCUCAGCAUGGGCAACAAGGAGCGCACUGUGGGCGAAACCAACAUGAACGAGCGCUCCAGUCGCUCCCAUGCCAUCUUUCGCAUCAUCAUCGAGUCGCGCAAAAGCGAUCGCACUGUGGACGAUGCCGUUAUUCAGAGUGUCUUGAAUUUGGUGGACUUGGCCGGUUCUGAGCGGGCCGGGCAAACAGGUGCGAGCGGGACUCGCCUCAAGGAGGGGAGCCACAUAAACAAGAGUCUUCUGUUCCUCAGCAACGUGAUCAUGAAUCUGUCCGAAAACGUGGACAAUAGGUUCAUAAGCUUCCGCGACUCCAAAUUGACGCGGAUACUGCAGGCUUCGCUAGGAGGCAACGCCUUCACGUCCAUCAUAUGCACCAUCAAACCCUCGAUUGUAGAGGAGUCGCUAUCGACAAUCAAUUUCGCUAUGCGCGCCAAGAAGAUCCGCAUCAAGCCUGAGGUCAACGAGAUGGUCUCCGAUGCAACAAUGAUGAAGCGGCUGGAGCGGGAGAUCAAGGAGCUCAAGGACCGCCUGGCCGAGGAGCAGCGCAAGAACGAGAGCCAGCUAAAGGUGAAGCAGCUUGAAAGCCGCAUCCAGAAUGACAUGCUUAAGAUCAUCACUAGCGACUCGCUGAACGAUAAGCGGUUUAAGAAUCGCCGCCGUACAUGGUGCCCUGCCACCUCGAUUCCAGAGAGUGCCAUCCCCACACCGCUGCAUUGCGGACCGCCAGAGCCCAAACAGGACCAUCGAAAAUCGAAGCUUUCCCAUCUGCCGAAGCCGAUGUUCUUUCUCAGCUCGCACAUCAGACACCGCGCCGACAACGGUCCCAAGACCAUUAAUAUCAUGAAGUCGCUGGACAUUGGCACUAGUGAAGAGGAAUUCAGCCCUGCCGAGCUCAUCGACUUUGGUCUGAGGCCCUCGGAUGUUUUGAGGACGAAAGAGCUUACCAGAGCUGAGCUCUCUCUCACGCCCAAUGUGGGAGUUUCAAGCUUGAUGGAGAAAACGAAAAUCGAUCGCUUGGAGCUGCAAAUGUUCACCUCUUUAGAGAAGCAGUUCGAAGCGGACUGGGAAAAGUCCCAGGCUCUGGCAGAGAAGUUGUCCGAGGUGACAGCCCAGCGCGAUGAGCUAGAGUCAGAGAGCCAAAAGAAUGCCCAGCGUUGCGAAGCCCUGCAGGCCGAGGUAGUGGCAGUCAAUGCCAAGAACACAGAGUACGAGGAGCAGCUGAAGGCCUUGAAGGAGACCAUUCAGAAGCUGGAGGUGGAGAAUCGUGGAGCUGUGAGCUUGGAGUUCGAGUACCAGGCCCACAAAACCAAAUCAAAACUACGAGAGACCGAUCUACUGUCGGCUCUGUCGGAGAAGGAUUUGGCCAUCGAAAAUUUGCAGAAAGCUCUCGAUGAAAUCUCCCGCGAUGUCCUGCGCAACAGCAAGGAGGAGCUAAUGCGCUCCAUUUGCCCCGAGCUGGAGUCAAGCCCCGAGAGAAUCUGCACCAAGUGUCUGGAAUUUGAAAGCCUCUUGGCCGAUGCCGAUACAAAGCUGGAGAACGUUCAGGUGGCCUUUACCCAGAAGACGGAGGACUGCGAGCGCCUCAAUACCCAAAUAUCCACAGCCCAUGACGACAUGGCUAUUCUGCAGGGAAAGUACGAUAGUCUGGAGCAGAAUUUGCAGAGCCAGCAGCAGGCCUUUGAGGCCAUGGAGGCAGACUAUAAUUUACUCCAACAGAAGUACCAGCAGCUGCAGCAGGAGUACGAGGAUCUGAGGCGAACGUCGAGUGCUUCCGAAGAGCAGGUUCUGCUGCUGGAGGCAGACAACACCAGACUGCAGGCCGAGAUUGUCACUCUGAGGGAGCUAGUGGAGGAGGCGCGUCUGCUCUUGGAAGCUCCCAGUCCCGAGACGCUUGCGGAACAGCUCAAGGCCGAGAGCGAUCAGCUCAAGGCAGAGCUGGCGAAUGUCCAGACGAGCUUUGCGAAGAUUCAGGAAGAGUACGAUUGCAUGUCGAACCAGCUAUUGGACAGUGUGGAGGAAUGCGAUGUCCUGCAGAACGAGGUCAGCGCUCUGCGUGAGCAACUUAAGCUGCGACGGUCGAUGCCCAGCUGCGACAUCGAGUCCAUGAAGAGCUCAGGCGUUGGCACCGAGUGCAGUGAUCUUGAUUCCGACGCAGACAGCGGAUUUUUGGAGAAGUUUGCCCGGCUGUCAGAUUCGCUGCACGAGAUAGAGCUGCAGCAUCGCUCGGGCAGCAGUCGCCUCUUCAGGGCCACUAAGAUUCAUGAGCAGAAUGUGCCCGGCCUGAAGCUUUGCCUCGAGUCAGCUACAGACAUACACACCGUCUCUCACCCGCUCGAUGAUGAUACAGCCGAUGAGGUGUGCCUGAAGGGCGUGCUGCGACAGCACAGGUUCCAGAUUAUCAGACUCACCCAGGAGUCAUCGCCAGGGGAAGAAGAGGUGGAGAAGAGACGUCUGCUCGACCACAUUGCUCGGCUGGAGAUGGAGAUUGCGGAGAAGAAUAUGCUGAUCGAUGUCACGGAGGGAACUAUUAACGAGAUGCGCGAACAGAUGACCGACCUGGAGUCGGCUCUCCUGGAGAAGUCGGUGAUCGUCAACAAGGUAGAGUCCUACCAGCAACAGAUCGAGUCCCUAGAGAAGCAGAAUGCCGAGAUAACCAUCGUCUGUGAGGAGCUGCAGGAGAAGGUGAAGGAGAACACACAGAGCGAGAGUCUCAUGCUAUCCCAUGGCGACGAUACCCUGCCCGGCAGCACAUCCCCCUUGUUGCUGCCAGACCAGGAGGCAUCCGAGAUAGCUGCCCUCAAGACAUCCCUUUCCGAGCUGAAGGACAAAGUCGCCGAGCUCCAAGGCCGAGUGGAGAUACAACUGUUGCAGUUGCAGCAAAAGGACAACCAUAUCGAUCAGCUGCGUACGGAAAUCGAGGAGCUGAAUGAGCGCUGCAUGUCCAUGGAGGUGAAGCAAGUGGAGCUCCAAUCGAAUGCCAGCCAGAAGCAGCAGCUCCUGGAAAGACAAGCGGAGAAGUUGGCAGACGACGUCCAACGCAUCGACCAGCUACAGGAAACCAAUGCGAAGCUCGUCGAGCGCAGCACCAAGGCUGAAGAGUCCCUGUCGGAGAUGCAGGAGCGUUUGCUGCAGAACAAUGGAGACAUCCAGACUGUUGAAGAAGACCUAAAGAGUGCCAGAGAUUCCAUCGAGACUCUUCAAAAAGAUCUGAUGAGUGCCGGAGAUCGCAUCGAGACUCUUGAAGAAGCCCUAAAGACUGCCAGGGAUUCGAUAGAGGCCAUUGAACAAACGAAAACAGAUGAACUGAACGCCCUUAAGCUGGAGUAUCUCGAUAAAAUAGAGCAGAGCGAGAACGAAUAUCGCGCCAACUUCCGCAAAUACAACGCGGAGUGGGAGGAGGGCAAGGACCGCUACGAACAGAACGUGGCCAGUCUCGUGGCAGACCAAGCCAAAGCUGCUGCUCAACACCAGGCAGAGCUGGAGGACAUCAAGACAGAGCAUAAUUUGGUCUUAGAUCAGCUGAGGCAGGAGAAGCUCGAACUUGAGUCGCUUUGCGCGAAGAGCCAGGAAUUGGUGGAGGAACUACAAUCGCAGAUGAACGCCCACGACCGCAGCUCAUCCGAACAGCUGGAUGAGCUGAUAGCCGUCGAAAAGCAGAGGAAUCAAGAUCUUAAAGAGAGAUGCGAGGAGCAUAUUUUGGACUACGAACAGCAGAUUUCUAAAAUCCAAGCUGACCUGGAUAAGCUGAAGGAGGAGAAGAUGGCUCUGCACUCCGAGAUCAAAGAGGCGGAAUCGCAGCAUGCGAGCACUUUGGAGAAGAUUCAAGUAAUGGAGCGAGAACUGGAAACCCUGAGCAAGCAGACAGCCUUCGAGAAGGCUGAACUACUCGACAAACUUGAGACUUUCAGCUCGAAAAACAGUGAUCUCAAUGAAGAGCUACAGAGGGCCCAGAAGAAGGCUCUCGGCUUUGAAGACCUACUCUCUCAGCAUCAGAGGUUGCAAGAGUGCUUGUCCGAGGCCACUGGGGUUAACAUUACGCUAAGAGAACAAGUAGAGAACCUACAGAGCGAGCUCAACAGUUCCCAGAAAGAGCAAAGCGAUCAAACCGUUGUAAUCGAAAAUCUUCAAUCGGAACUGAUCGGCGCCUUCGAAGUGAUGGGGUCUGCGACCGCACAGGAGUCUGUUCUGAAGCAUCAGCUGCAGAUAAUGGAGACCAAGAUUUCUAGUCAGGCAGCACAUUUCCAACGGGAGGUGGCAGCGCUGACGAGUUCAAGGAACGAGCUGCAGCUGAAGCUGGAGUCCCUGCAAGAGAGCAAAACGAAGCUGGAGUCGAGCAGUCAAGACCUAGAAGUGGCAAUGAAAAAUGCCAGAAACCUCCAAAGUAUGCUGGACGAGGAGCAACAAAUGUGUUGUUCUCUGCGCGAUGCCUCCUCGAAACUGGAGGAAUCCAAUGCCCAGCUAGUGGGUCAACUAAAGGAAAAGGAUGCAGCAUGUGAGGCCUUCCAGGAUUCCUUGUCUCGGCAGAAUAUGGCUCUCGAAGAAGCCAAUGUCAAAUGCUUGGAAAUGCGGCAGGAAGUGAAGGAGGCCCGCAUGUCCGUGGAGGAACUAAAAAAUGAAUGCGAAACACUGCGAACAUCUCUAAAUGCCGCUUUGGCCCAGCAAGAACAAGUCCUUGCAGAAUCCGAUAAGCAAUGCCUCGAACUUCGUCAGAAAAUUGAGGAAAGUCGCCAGUUAGUAGCUCAACUCAUGGAAAAGGAAGCAGUUUGUGAGACCCUUCAGGAUUCCUUGUCUCAGCAGACACAGGCUCUCGAAGAAGCCAAUAAAAAGUGUGUGGAAAUGCGGCAGGAAGCUGAAGAGGCUCGCCAGUCCGUGGCGGCACUGACCAAAGAGUGUGAAAGUCUGCAAACGGCACUGAAAACAACUGAGACGGAACGCGAUUCCUUGCGCAAUGCUGCGGCCCAGCAAGAACAAAUCCUUGCAGAGACCGAUAUGAAAUGCCUCGAACUGCAACAGGAAAUUAAGGAGAGUUUCAAUUUAGUUGCUCAACUCAAGGAGAAGGAUGCACUCUGUCAGACCUUCCAGGGUUACUUGUCUCAGCAGACACAGGCUCUCGAAGAAGCCAAUGGCAAGUGCUUGGAAACGCGGCAGGAAUUGGAGGAGGCUCGCCAGUCCGCGGCGGCACUGACCAAAGAGUGUGAAAGUCUGCAAACGGCCAUGAAAACCAUUGAGGCGGAACGUGAUUCUUUGCGUAUUAGUGCAGCACAGCAAGAAAAAACUCUCGCUGAAACCAAUAAAAAAUGUUUGGAAAUGCGGCAGGAAUUGGAGGAGGCUCGCCAGUCCGUGGCGGCACUGACCAAAGAGUGUGAAAGUCUGCAAACGGCCAUGAAAACCAUUGAGGCGGAACGUAAUUCUUUGCGUAUUAGCGCAGCCCAGCAAGAACAAACUCUCGCUGAAACCAAUAAGAAAUGCUUGGAAAUGCGGCAGGAAGUGGAGGUGGCUCGUCAGUCAGUAGCUCAAGUCAAGGAAACGGAUGCAGCAUGGGACGCCUUACAGAAUUCCUUAUCACAGCAGAAAUUGGCUCUCGAAGUAGCCAAACAAAAAUGUUUGGAAAUGCACCAGAAAGAUGAGCAGUCUCGCAAGUCAGUGGCGACACUGACCAAAGAAUGCGAAACGCUUCGCACAACAAUGAAAACCAAUGAGACUGAUUAUCGCACUGAAAUGGAACGCGUACACGCUACUGCGUCGAGUCUUUUGGAGGAUAAACGCAACCUAGAAGAAAAGGUGUGCACUCUGAAUGAUAUUGUGGAGAAGCUACAGGGUGACUUGACUGCCCUUCAAGGACUCAAAGCCAACGCCAGCAAUGUGUCCAAUGAGUCCAAUGCGUCCAGCACGUCGCCCUUUGCACCAAGAAAAUCGAUAAGCUUUGAGUCCGACUGGCGUAAGAACCGACGGCUAAGCGUACACGAUGAGCGUCGCAGGCAGUCUUACUGGAACAACGUGCGCGAUUGGGGAACCAUGACGGAUCCCGUGGACAAGAACUGCAACUGUGUUGAGCUCAACCAAAAGCUGCAGGACUGCCAGCGAGACCUUUUUAUACGGGAGAGCCAGGUGACAGCAUUAAACAUUGAACUCAAAAACCAUCCUCUGAAAGACGAGAAUGCCCAGCUACAAAAACGACUAUUGGAAGAACAGGAAAAAGCACGUGCCGAACUGAAGCGUCUUAAGCUGAAGAAUCAAGAUCUCACUUACAAGGUCAAUGACAUGACUGCAGCGGCAUCUGCAUCAGUCCAAGCCCAAGCAUGCAGAAUAACCCCUGCGAUGAUCUCGGUGGAUACACAGACAGAGUCUGACUUGGAGAAGGUCCUGGAGAAGACAAACCUAAAGUAUCAAGACACACUUACACUGUGCCGCAUCCGCUACUCUAAGAUCCAAGAUUUGGAACAGAGACUAAAGGAAAACGAAAAUUGCGACACCUCCAACCUGACCUCCCUUACAGAAGGCCAAAUCAAUGCGCUUAAGGCCCAAUGUGAGGCGCACAAGAAGGAAAAAUUAGCCAUUAACGAUAAAUACGAGUACGCUAAACGAGUGCUCAAGAUGCGCAAGGAUGAGGUGAUCGAACUUCGCACUAAAAUCGCUGUCUACGAGGCAGCCUCUACAGCCAAAUAAGUCACUAUAUUAUCAUAGUUUAGUUGUAUAUAACCUUUAGUUCUCUAUGCCCGUACCAAGAUCAAAUCGUUUGUUUCUAAUUAUUUAUUCCAUGUGAGAAGUCAAAACUUUCAAUAUUUUUCGGAGUAUUUUAAAUGUAUUUAUGUACUUGUCAUUAAGUUUAGUGUUGCAAGGUGGACAUGUAUCGAAUACACAGCUACGCUGCCUACUGCAUAUUUCUGUACUAAUCUAAAAUUAUACGGUCCUUUAUAACUUAAGAAUUCUAAA